Dacryopinax primogenitus is the source of this 2800-nucleotide messenger RNA. Its product is annotated as exocyst complex protein. The transcript is spliced from 10 exons. Bases 1 to 2703 code for a protein of 900 amino acids. Gene Ontology annotation, biological process: Golgi to plasma membrane transport; exocytosis. Gene Ontology annotation, cellular component: cytoplasm; exocyst. The record is from RefSeq and is a predicted model, not a curated record. NCBI's taxonomy places the organism in Eukaryota, Fungi, Basidiomycota, Dacrymycetes, Dacrymycetales, Dacrymycetaceae.
AUGGCGGUUAAUCGGUCUAAUUCCUUAUUUGCGACGGACCAAGCGGUCGACGAGCUCCUGCAGCUCAAAACGUUCGAAGACCGGUUUGAUGUUAGAGAAUUUGUCUCGUCGAUUAGUGAGCGGUUGAUAGCUCACUCUAAGGAGGAUGCUGGCCCGUUCGAUCCCAAGCCUUUUAUCCGUACUUUCGAGUCGUCAGUGGACAGACUUCUUUCCAUACGACGCGAUCUUCAAAAACAAACCGAAGUUAUGGAAAACAGCGUGAGGAAUGCAGAGCGAGACUACUCAAAACGCAUGUCUGAGCUCAACUCGGGGUUCGAGAGCGUGGGCAAAUCGUUCUCCUCAAUGGAGACGAAGAUCGGCGAAGUGGGAAGAACGGCGAUUAGGAUUGGAGAACAACUGGAGAACAUACAUCAAUCGAGGCAACGCGCACAGGCGGCGUACGACUUGAUCGAUUAUUAUAAUCAGUUUGCAAAGGGGGACGUGACGAGACUCGAGGCUUUGAGGAAAGAGAGGGGAAAGGAGAGAGAAGGGAGAGAGAAAGUGGCUAUUAUUUGUCGCAGACUUAGUGCGUUAGCGAAGGAAGUGGACGUCAUUGGGGCGGAAAAGACGAGAGAAAACAUCGAAAGAUACUGCGAGAAGUUUGAAAAAGAUAUUCUUCGUCUCUUUGAUCGAUCGUACCGGAAAGGAGAACCGAAGAUGAUGGCUCAUUGUGCUCAAAUCCUGCUGGACUUCAAUGGCGGAAAUUCGUGUAUACAAAUUUACGUCAAUCAGCACGAGUUCUUCAUAUCUGCGGCAUCAGUUGAACCUUCGUCAUUGGAGACCGAAGAAAUAUGGAAGUCAAUAUCAUCCCCUACUCCUCCUCCUCCUCGUACCGAACCCUCAUUGUCCCUAUUACUGCAGAAGAUCAGGUCAACAGUGACUGAAGAGGCCCAGAUCGUCCAGGCUGUAUUUCCGAACCCGAUGCAGGUCUUGCAGGUCUUCAUACAACGCGUGUUCGCCCAGCUUAUCCAAAGACAGGUUGAAAUGCUUCUCGAGCAGGCGUCAAAUUUAUCUUCCCUUGCCUUCUUGCGGAUGCUCCAUCUCUGUCACGCGCAGAUAUCGCGUCUAGUGGAUGAUCUCAAGGGAUAUGACUUCUCUUCGCCCACAUCUAUACUGGGCAAGGCAUCGUUAGGUGCUAUCCCAUCCGGACCAGGUAAUCUGAGCGGCGUGCUUGAGACGGCGAUGGAAGAGCUGUUCAUUCCCUACACGGAGGGAACGCGUUGGCUUGAUAGGGAAUGUAAGAGCUUGGCAGAGCUGUAUGCAGGCUUCUUGCUCCGUUUCUCUCGGUACCAUGCCCAGGCACACCAAACGACCAAGACCGAUGGUUUGAUGAAUCGAUUCAUGUCCCAAAUUUCCACCUCAACAUCUAAUGUCACCUCCAACAUGGCCAAUGCCGUACAGGGCAAUGCCACUACCGCGCAAGCAGCAGCAGCAUUCAUGAAAGUGACCGGACUGGGCACGGCUGGAGGCAGCCAACUGGACAAGCGCCAAAGCGAUGUGGUUGUAGAGGAGCCGUUGAGGGAGUUGGAUGGGAAGCUGACAAUUGGAGCGGCGGAGACCAUGCUGAAGUGGCAUGCAGAGGCUGUGGGGAGAUGUGUCGAGUUAUCUCCAAGUGGUGAUGUUGGAAAGAAUGCCUUUGCCCUUCUUCGCCUGAUAUCGGAGACUCUUGGUCGCUCGUACAUUGAAACGGCUAUUGACAGCGCAAUCUACAAGCUGGAAUCGCGUGACCCGAAGCUAGAACCAGAGCUCACUCCGCUCCACGUCGUCAAGACGAUCGACUUUGUGUGCCACCUAUGGCAGCAGUACGUCAACACGGCGAUUUUGCCCCUCGCAGGGUCGAGUGUGACAGUAAGACGAGAAAUGGUGGUGUACAAUAAUAGCGUGAUGAAUAGGGUGGAAACUUCUAUGGAUACGCUGGUGCAGAAGGCCAUUGAUGUCGUUCUGGCAUGGCUAGCUGCCCAGCUAGCGAAGCAAAAACGGAACGACUUCCGACCGCGAAACGACGACAUGACGUUUGCGCGUGCCAGCACGGAGCCUUGUACUGCAUGCUGUGACCUUCUCGUCAGGCUCAAAGAUGCGUCCAAGGAAAGCCUGACCGGGAAAAACCAGGAGACGUUCCUCACCGAGAUUGGCGUGUCGUUCCAGAGCAUGUUGCUUGAACAUCUCAAGAAGUUCUCCGUGUCCGCUUUGGGAGGUCUGAUGCUCACCAAGGACUUGGCUAUGUACCAGGAUGCGAUGUCCAAGUACAGCAUCCCGAUCAUCAACGAGCGAUUUGAGUUUAUCCGGCAGCUGGGAAAUCUGUUCGUCGUGCAACCCACGACACUCAAGUCCUACAUAUCUGAUUCGAUCCUGAAUCGGGUGGAUCCGAUUCUGCUACGGCCGUACCUGGCUCAGAGGAGUGAUUGGGCGCAGAUCAGUGCCGGAUGGGAGGGCAUCAUUCCAAACAGUGCGGCUUCGACAGAGGAUGGAUUCCUGAACACUACCCAAAAUUUGCGGGAGCGGCUGGGUGCGGGGCUGGGAAGUAUCAUGCGCGAGUUAGAGAACUUCAGGAAUGGUGGGGACGAGGACUUUUACUCUCCGCCACCGACCUCGGCGGUGUUCGCACAAAGCAGGACGAGCUACCCCGUGCCGUCGCCAUCGAUUGGCACUCUGAUCAGAGGAUAGAAGGGCACUAUAGCAGUUUUCGUUGUAUACAUGUCAUUCUAGUGUAUUGUAUCGAGAGAAGGGUCCAAAGUCAUUGUUAAUUGUCAUGGGGAUAGCC